Molecule: messenger RNA, 1389 nt
Organism: Closterium sp. Yama58-4
Lineage: Eukaryota; Viridiplantae; Streptophyta; Zygnematophyceae; Desmidiales; Closteriaceae
Source: the annotation of a GenBank genome assembly
AUGGCGUUCCCGGUGACUCGGUCGUUGAGCAGGAGUCUGGUAGCUUGGGCGGCUUUCGUUGUCCUCAUCGGCACGUUCGAAUGCGCCGGCAGUCAUGCCACGCGGUUGCUCCUGACGGAGCCGCUAGCCGGCGGAGUCGCUCCGAUUAAUCUCACUGCGCCUGGCCUUCAGACCACUAGCGUCCAUGCGGUGAAUCCAGCGGCAAACGCGGCGGUAGGUCCGGAGGCGUCAGUUGCGGCGGAAGCUGCGGCAGAAAUGUUUGGUUUCUGCCUGGGGGAUGAGGAGGAGUGUUCGCCGAGUCUCGCCGGAUCUCGUGAGCGGGUCGCGAACGAAUCUUCACGGAUUGACGCCGCCGUCAGCGAAGGCGGGCUUUCAGAUGACGCUAACGGCUCCACCGGCAGCAGCGGAAGCAGUGACGGCAGCAGCGGCGGCGGCGGCGGCGGCGGCGGAAGCAGCGAGGCGGAGGUGGCGCGGCGCGCGAGCGAGCGACUGAUGGCUUUAAUCGCGGAGGGACGCGACCAGCUGGAAGGCGAGCGGCUCGAAGAGGCCGUCGCGACGUAUGACGAGGUGCGCGGCGACUUAGCUGUGGAUGGAGGUGGGGCCGGAGUGGUUGGCGCUGGGGCAUCACAAGAGGGCGUUCGAGCCGUUCAGCUUUUGAGGCGCUUCAACAUUUGUGCUUCUGUCUCUCCUCCCUCUCAGGCCGUAAACGCCAAUCCCAACAACGCAGAGCUGUGGAUGGAGGUGGGGGCGGAGCGGGAGACGCUGGGGCAGCACGAGAGGGCGCACGAGGCGUUCAGCCGCGUACUGGAGCUUCUCCCGGGCGACGCGGAGGCGCUCAAACGACGAGGGCUGAGCGCGUUCAACUUGUACCGAUUCAAGGACGCUCUCAAAGACCUGCUGCCCGUGUUGCACAUGCUGCCAGACGAUGCCGACCUCAACCGUGCCGUGGUGAGACCGUUGCUCUGCAGCAUUCCCCACUACCCCCACCGCUUCUCCCAGCUGCCCUCCCUAUUGCCUCCCCGCUACACCCAUGCCCCUUUCCCCUCCUCCCCUCCCCCCAUACCCCACUUUUUCCUCCUCCCCGCUCCCCCACUCUUCCCCCUCUUUCCCCACUUUUCCCCCUUUCGCCCCUAUCCCGUUUCCACACCAAUGAAUUGCAUUGACGCGGGGCUGAAGGCGUUCCCAGGGGACCUGGAGCAGGUAUCACCCACCACCCACCGCUCACCCUUCCGCCCCUCUGUUCCUUCGCCCCGUUCCCUCACCAGGGGAGUGCUUCCCAUGGCAGACGCGGGGCUCAAGGCGUUCCCAGGCGACCUGGAGAUCAUGCACGUCAAGGCAUCCAGCCUACACGUGCUGGGCGAGCAUGCUGCUGCUGUGAGUCACUCGUGA